AUGGCAGGCGCCACUGACAGAAGGCCGGAUCAAGACGAGAGUGGGAGGACUAAGCGGAGAAAGAUCGACAACCUAGGCAAAUCAAAGAUGUAUGAAUCAGACGAAGAUGAUGCGGACGGCGGUGUAUCGCUCUACACGAGUAGUGGACAUCAGAUCAAGGAGGAGCCUCCGAGUAGCGAGACCAAAACGAGAACCCUCGAUCCCAAGAACAAUCCGUAUUUGGCCCACCACUAUACCGAGGACACCACGACCCACAACGGGUAUGGGGGAGGCUACCGGUACGGCCAGAAGAGAGAAUCAAAUGGCACAAGCCAGGGUAAUGGGGUGAAGAUUCGCCGUCACAACGCCACCGCAGAGACAAUCAAGCAGGCGGAAGACGGACCCAAUAGUUUUUUCAAUGGAAAAGCAUUGUCCCAGAGAUAUUUCAACAUCCUCCGUACAAGACGAAAUCUACCUGUGCAUGCUCAAAGAGAUGAGUUUCUUCAGAUGUACCAUAAGUCCCAGUUUCUUGUGUUUGUUGGUGAGACGGGAUCCGGGAAGACCACACAAAUACCGCAGUUCAUUGCGUUUGAUGAUCAGCCGCAUACUCAGCGUAAACUAGUUGCCUGUACUCAGCCUCGUCGUGUAGCUGCAAUGUCAGUGGCCCAGCGUGUCGCUGAUGAGAUGGAUGUUCAGUUGGGCGAAGAGGUGGGGUACUCCAUCCGGUUUGAAGAUAUGACUGGUCCAAAAACGUUUCUAAAGUACAUGACGGACGGAAUGUUGCUGAGGGAAGCAAUGAGUGACAACAACCUGAGUCGCUACAGCACAAUAAUCCUCGAUGAAGCUCACGAGCGUACGCUUGCUACAGACACUAUGAUGGCAUUACUGAAAGAGGUGGCACAACGCAGACCAGAGUUGAAGAUCGUUAUCAUGUCUGCUACAUUGGAUGCUCAGAAAUUUCAAGGCUACUUCAACGACGCGCCUCUGGUCGCUGUUCCGGGAAGAACACACGCUGUGGAGGUUUUCUACACUCAACAGGCUGAACGAGAUUACGUAGAAGCUUCUAUCCGCACUGUGCUACAGAUUCACGCUAUGGAGCCAGAGGGCGAUAUCCUGUUGUUCUUGACCGGCGAGGAAGAGAUAGAAGACACCUGUAAAAAGAUCAAUCUUGAGGUGGACGAAAUGGUACGAGAAACAGACGCAGGUCCAAUGAAAGUGUAUCCCCUUUACGGUACUCUGCCGCCCGCACAGCAACAACGCAUCUUCGAGCCUGCUCCGGCAGCGAGAACGAAAGGCGGAACACCUGGCCGGAAAUGCAUAAUAUCUACAAACAUAGCUGAAACAUCACUUACCAUCGACGGCAUUGUCUACGUCGUCGACCCUGGCUUUAGCAAACAGAAAAUCUACAAUCCUCGGAUACGCGUCGAGGCUCUUCUUGUCUCCCCAAUCUCCAAAGCAUCAGCACAACAACGAGCUGGUCGAGCAGGCCGAACGCGACCUGGCAAAUGCUUUCGCCUCUACACCGAAGCCGCUUUCAAGAAAGAACUGAUCGAGACCACCCACCCCGAGAUCUUACGCUCAAAUAUCUCCUCCACUGUACUUGACUUGAAAAAACUCGGCAUAGACGACCUCGUGCACUUCGAUCUGAUGGACCCUCCGGCACCCGAAACCCUCAUCCGAGCCCUCGAAGAACUCAACUACCUCGCCUGCCUCGACGACGACGGCAACCUCACCGCUCUCGGAAAGCUCGCCUCGGAGUUCCCCCUGGACCCGACUUUAGCAGUCAUGAUCAUUUCCUCCCCCGAAUUCUAUUGCUCGAAUGAGAUCCUUUCCCUCACGGCCCUUCUCUCCGUCCCUCAGAUAUUCGUCCGCCCCGCCGCGUCACGCAAACGUGCUGAUGAGAUGAAAGCCCUCUUCGCCCACCCAGAAGGCGAUCACCUAACCAUGCUGAACGUCUUCCACGCCUUCAUGUCCCCCGAUGCUCAACAAGAUCCCAAGCAAUGGUGCUACGACCACUUUCUGGGUCUGCGCAGUCUGCAAGCCGCCGACAACGUUCGCAAGCAAUUGAAGCGGAUAAUGGAGACUCAUGAGAUCGAGCUCAUAUCGACGCCAUUCGAAGAUAAAAACUAUUACACCAAUAUCCGCCGCGCACUUGUGGCUGGCUUCUUCAUGCAAGUCGCGAAGAAGGAUGGAAGUAGUAAGACUUAUGUUACGAUCAAGGAUAACCAGAAUGUGAUCAUUCAUCCGAGCUCGGUGUUGCAGACGGAUAGCGACUGGUUGCUCUACAACGAGUUUGUGCUCACGACAAAGAAUUAUAUCAGGACUGUCACGGUGGUGAAACCGGAGUGGUUGCUUGAUAUCGCACCUACAUAUUACGACAUCUCCACCUUCUCAAAAGGACCCGUGAAGCAGGCAUUACAGACAACAAUAGACAAACUUCGAAGGAAAGAGGCGCAGAAGGCGAGGCUGGAGAGGAAAUGA
This is a messenger RNA of Bacidia gigantensis, 2460 nucleotides long. It is a transcript of the gene PRP43, whose product is annotated as DEAH-box ATP-dependent RNA helicase prp43. The record is from RefSeq and is a predicted model, not a curated record. Gene Ontology annotation, cellular component: spliceosomal complex; intracellular anatomical structure. The transcript is spliced from 4 exons. NCBI's taxonomy places the organism in Eukaryota, Fungi, Ascomycota, Lecanoromycetes, Lecanorales, Ramalinaceae. Gene Ontology annotation, molecular function: ATP binding; RNA binding; RNA helicase activity. The coding region runs from base 1 to 2460 and encodes 819 amino acids.